Menidia menidia (Atlantic silverside) is the source of this 738-nucleotide messenger RNA. NCBI's taxonomy places the organism in Eukaryota, Metazoa, Chordata, Actinopteri, Atheriniformes, Atherinopsidae. The record is from the annotation of a GenBank genome assembly.
AUGAAGCGCUCCGCUCCUCUCGAUUCACAAGCUGGACGCAUCUGGCCUCGCAGUCCGGGGCUGGUCAGCUCUCGGGCUCAGACGCCAGCUGCAGUCACCUUGGUGCUGCGGGAAGUUACAGAUAAUAGGAUGAGGAUCUUUUUUCCUCAAGCCACGCACAUAGCGGGUUCUCAGGCCAAAGAAAAAAUAGGACGAAUGUCUGUGUUGUCAGCGAAGCCUCAGUCCCCCAAGCUGCCCAACCGCCACUCUCGCCUCAACUCGUUCGUCGAGGUGACUGCCGACGGACUGACCAGCGAAACCAAAAAAACAGGCAAACGCAGCGGGCACCUCGAGCUGCAGUGGAACGAAGACCUCACCCUUAAUGUGACGCCUCAGAGCCGUCUGGAUCUGAAGCUGUGGAGCUGCCACACCUUGAGAAAGGAGCUGCUGGGCAGCGCGACCAUAGACCUGCUGGACACACUGCGCACACACGAUGGCAAAAUGGAGAACGUCCAGUUGAGUCUGGUGCUGCAGACGGAGAACAAAGGCUCGGUUGUAGCAGGAGGGGAGCUCAACGUCUGUCUGGACGGGAUGGUUGUUGAUCUGGGCUCGCUGCCCAAUGGCAGCACGGCAGCAGACAAAAUUCUUCAGUCUGAGAGGCCGAACCUGAGGAGGACUCAGAGUGAGGAGACCACCAGCACAGCUGGAUCCCACAGCAGGUCAGAACACACAGACACGGAGGCCGUUAGCGCAGUUUGA